This is a messenger RNA of Pediculus humanus corporis (human body louse), 8892 nucleotides long. RefSeq names its product Microtubule-associated protein 1A, putative. The record is from RefSeq and is a predicted model, not a curated record. Lineage: Eukaryota; Metazoa; Arthropoda; Insecta; Psocodea; Pediculidae. The transcript is spliced from 10 exons. Gene Ontology annotation, molecular function: microtubule binding; actin binding. Gene Ontology annotation, cellular component: cytosol; neuronal cell body; microtubule associated complex. The coding region runs from base 1 to 8892 and encodes 2963 amino acids. Gene Ontology annotation, biological process: microtubule cytoskeleton organization; regulation of microtubule depolymerization; dendrite development.
AUGAAAAAUUUAUUAUCGAGUUUUACAAAACACAGGCACAUAAUACACGCCGGAUAUACUUUUGCCGGAAACGGAUCAUGGAUAUUGCAGGAUGGAACUUUAUCGAUAUCGGAUUUAGUCGAAGGCCUUCACGAACCGGAAGUAUUGAGAGUUUUAAAAGCUUACGAAAAUUCCGUUUCCAUCGAUAUACAUUGCGCUUCUGAGGGGGAUUGGACGACGGAGAGAUUUAAAAAAGAACCCGUAUCGAAACUUUGUAACAUUAGAAUAAAUCCCGGGGAUGUUAUGACGUCUGGAAAAAAUCCGGAAAUAUCAUCUUUCAUCGAUUACUUAUCACCUUUUUUAGAGCCGGCCAACAUACAACAAUUACUCCAACCGACGGAUGUGGUCGGAAACAUACGAUUCACUCAUCCCACUCUUUACGUAUUCCCGGGUGGUCAAGGGGAUGCUGCACUUUUUGGUAUCAACGGAUUUAACAUGCUCAUAGAUGGGGGUUUUGCCCGAAAAGCUUGCUUUUGGGAUUUCGCCAGACAUUUGGAUCGUCUCGAUGCCGUUUUGUUGACGAGGUUAAAUAAUAGCACGAUAAAUGGUAUUUCGGCCGUUUUGCAAAGGAAAAAAAUGAAUCACGUGUAUCCGCAAAUAGGACAUUUUUUUUGUAACUUGCAGCUUACGAAAACGAUUUUGUUACAGGAUCGUAAAAUUGCAUUGUCUCCCGACGGUGAUAAAGAUAAAGACUCGUUGAUCGUGAAUUUAGCAGAAGAAGGACAGGAAAUCGUGGCUAAUUUACGUCAUUUAGCAUUGAAACCUCAUCCCUGUUACAGAGAUGGAAAUCAAAUAGAUCCCGUUAAUUUGUAUCAUAAAGUCGGUCACGGAAAACUCGACAUGUACGUCAUAAGUCCGGCGAGAGAUAGUCAAGCGGUGAAAGAGUUUUUAGCCAAGUGGACGGCCAACGAUAGUCACCUGUUUUAUAACACGGGAAAAAAAGUCGGAGGAAAAGCUUUCGAAUUUCCACUGCAAAAUUUGGUUUCGAUUUGCGCUUUGCUCGUGUGGCAACCCGCUAAUCCGAGCGAUACGAUAACGAGAAUUCUAUUUCCGGGAAGCACUCCGCAACAUAAAAUAUUCGAAGGAUUGGAAAAACUCCGACAUUUGGAAUUUCUUAAACAUCCGGUGUGCACUGCGAGAAAUAUAAGUCCGCCCACGAGUGGUUCGGUGGUUCGAUCCAUUUCUAAAACGAGGCAAACUAAAUUGGUGGAAAAUAAACAAAUGGAUGCGAAACCUAUGACGAAAACGGCUGUCAAACCGAAUAAGAUAAAAUUAGAAAAGACGCCACCCAAAGACAUCAUCAAAACGAAACCGGAUACGCAGAAAUUAGCGGAAGAGAAAAAGGAAGCGGAAAUCAUAAAUGAAGAGCCUUUGAAAAAACUCGACAACCGGCUCUUGAGUAAAGACGAACAAAUCGAAAAUCUCAAAAACGAAAUUCAUAAAAUUGAAAUGGCCGAUAUCGAAGAUCAAAAGAAGAAAAUACUUCAUCGAUCGAAAUACGCAAUGAAAAACGUCAAAUCCAAAGUCGAUUCGAGAGCACCGAGUAAAAGUGCCGACAGGAAAAAAAUACCAGAAAAAAAAUUAGAAGGCGAAGCGUCUCCUCCCGGCACGCCGAAAAAAGAAUUGAUGAACGGAUCCGCGACCAAAGCUGAAAAAGUCAAAGCCGGUACCAAAGUCGUCACUAAAACGUCACCAUCGGCAACUCCUGCGAAGAGUGCCAAGGAAGCCAACAAUAGAAAAGUAGUUGAAGCUCGAGUCAUUCGUUCGACUAGUAAAUCUUUAACUAGGAAAAAAGAAGAAACUCCGCCACCGUCAACCCAGAGCGGACUCAAAGUCGAAAGGAAACCGAUAAGCCGCCGUACGAAAGCUCCGACGUCACCCGUCAAAACAACGACAACCAAGGCGAGUAAGACGGCCGAACAAGAGAAUCUCGCGGCGAAAAAAGCCGCGAAAAAAUUGGAUGUUAGCAUGAACGUCGUUAAAACGGCUGGAAAACUCCUGAAAACUGCUUCGGAUUCUCAUCCGAGUGCAGGUAUCGAAAAGACUGAAUCGCAAGAAAAAAUAAGGUCUCAACCGAAACCCGUUAACGAAGAAGACAUUAUUGAAAAUAAAGAGACUGAUAAGAUGGCUGUGAAAAAGGAAUUGGAACCUGCGCCUACUAGUCAAGACAAGUUAGACAAAACCAAAGACGAUGAAAACGAGGGAAGAGGUGAAGAAGAAGAAGAUGAAGAAGAAGAAGAAGAAGACGAAGAGGAAGAGGAAGAAUAUUUAAUUAUAACGAAAGAAGAGUCUUCGGAAGAUUCCGAAAAACCCGAUGAAAGUUUAAAAGACAACGAAGUCGUCGUCGUACCUAAUGAACCUGUAAUCGAAUCCAAACCUUCCGAAACGGAAGCGGAAGGAGAAGUUAAAAAAUUAUUACGAGAAGAAGAAGAAUCGGAAAAGAAAAAUAAAACAAUCGAAAAAACAAUCGAAACUGAGAAAACUCAAGAUAAAAUUGAUGAAAAAAUCGAUGGAAAAUCCGAUGGGAAAAUUUCCGACGAAGAAAAGAAAAUUGAGGAAAAAAUCGAGAAGGGAAAAAUUUCGGAAAAACCAUCGGAAAAUUUAAUCGAAGGGAAAAACAUUGAAUUGCAUAAACAUGAAGAACCAGAGGAUGAUAAUAACAAAGAAUCAGCGGGAGAAUCGUUUCCGGAUGAGAAAAUUUCAAAUACUUUGGAAACAUCGGCAACAACGGCACCGACAUUGCCCGAAGAUGAAAAAAUCGAAGAAGAACCUAUCGCGGAAGAAAAAAUACUCGUCGAAGAAACUCAGGAAGUCGUGGAAGAAAAAUACAUUCAAGAAGAAACAAAAGAAGAAAAACCAAAAGAAAUCGUUCAAACGGAUUUUCAAAAACCUGUCACUCCGACAAAAUUUGAAAUUGAAGAGUCACAAAAGCCGAUAUACGUGGGACAUAGAAAACCGAGGGACGUGGUCAAAACUCCGGAUGAAGUGGCAGAUUUACCCAUGCACGAAGAAGUCGAUCCGAGAAUGUAUUCGAGCGGUGAAUUUUCAAAAGAUUUACAAAAGAAACUAUCGGAAGAAUCCAUUUCCGUCGUGGCGGUAGAAAAACUUUCAGACGAUCACAAACCCGAUGAAAAAUUGAAAGACGAAUCUCAACUUUCGAUCACGUCUAAAUAUUUGAAUAUAAUAGACGAACUUGAAAAGAGCGCGCCGCCGCCGACGACUUUAGCCGACGCGGACGCGGGGAAAACGGAUGAAAAAGGGGAGGAGGAGAAAAUUUUGAUUUCCGGCGAUGAUAAAAAAGAAUUUUCCGAAUCGGAUGUUCCCGAAGGAAUCAAGGAUAUCGAUGAGGAUAAAGUCGAUGGAGAAAAAUUGUCAAAGGAAGAUUUAGAUAAACCAUCGGAUAAAGUUUUAUUGGAAUCUGAAAAACUACACAAAGGAAGUGACGUGGAAAAAAUUGAAAGUAAACCGGAUAUCCCGGAAAAAACGACGGAUUUGAAAACUCUCGAAGACGCUCCCCCCGUUGACUUAAACGAACCGAUUUUGGAAAAAUUAACCGCUCCGAUGGUGGAUUCGAAACCAUCGGAAGUAACAGAAAGAGAAAAAAUCGAACCUAAAGAAUCAAUACCGGAUGCGUUAGAAAAAGAUGACAAAGACAAACAACCUUCAACAAGAGAUAAAGAUUCUGAUGUUUUAAUUUCCGAAAAAAUGGAAGGAAAAGUCGAAUUCGACGAAUCUAAACCGACGGAAAAAAAAUUUUCUGAUGACGUUUCGUCAGUUCGCGAUGAAAAUCAAGAAAAGAAAGAAAAAGAUGAUCUCGUUAAAGGCGACACAACCCGAGAAACUAUAGACGAAUCGAAUAUCAAAAGCGAAUCUGUUAAUUUAAUCGAAAGCUCAGCUUCCCGAGAUGAGAUUGUCGAACCUUUAGAAAAAGAAUCAGACGAAGUCAAAAAAGAAACUGAUGAAAAUUCCGAGGCUAAGUUAGACGAUACCGAACGACCCGAAGAAAUGAAAAUGAGUGGGGAUGUCGUUGAUGAGGUUAAAGGAAAAUCAGACGACGAAAUCGCCCAAAAAGAAAACCAAGUUGAAAUUGUUAAAAAAAAAUCUGACGUUGAAAUGUUUUUAGAAGCGGAAAGACAACAAUAUUUGAUUAUUAAAGAAGAAAAACCUGAUGAUGUUAAAGAUUCAGUCGAAACAAGUGCGACAGAUGAGGGAUUGGACACUGGUUCUGUUGUAGAUUCAUCAAAAAAUAUUCUACUUGAAAAAGAAAUUCCGAAAGAAUUAACUUUACAACCUAUUGAUGAGAAAAAAGAAAGCGAUGAAAAACAAACAACAAAAGCACCUUCCGAUAAGGAGAGUCCUACGCAUUCGGAAAGACGAACUUCCGUUAAAGAAACCCCAGAAUUUCACGAGCGUACUUCCGGUAAAAGUAGUCCGACAGCGGAGGAAAAACUAAAAUCCGGUAAAACUAGUCCGACGGUAGAUGAAAAACUAAAAUCUGGGAAAACUAGUCCGACGGCGGAUGAAAAACUAAAAUCUGGUAAAACUAGUCCAACAAUAGACGAAAAAGUAAAAUCCGGCAAAACUAGUCCGACGGUAGAUGAAAAACUAAAAUCUGGUAAAACUAGUCCAACAAUAGACGAAAAAGUAAAAUCCGGCAAAACUAGUCCGACGGUAGAUGAAAAACUAAAAUCUGGGAAAACUAGUCCGACAGCGGAGGAAAAACUAAGAUCCGGAAAAAGCAGUCCGACGGUGGAGGAAAAACUAAAAUCUGGUAAAAGCAGUCCCACAGUAGAUGAAAAACUAAAAUCUGGGAAAACUAGUCCCACGGUAGAUGAAAAACUAAAAUCUGGGAAAACUAGUCCGACGGUAGAUGAAAAACUAAAAUCUGGUAAAAGCAGUCCGACAGUAGAUGAAAAACUAAAAUCUGGUAAAACAAGUCCGACGGUAGAUGAAAAACUAAAAUCUGGUAAAAGCAGUCCGACAGUAGAUGAAAAACUAAAAUCUGGUAAAACAAGUCCGACAGUAGAUGAAAAAGUAAAAUCUGGUAAAACAAGUCCAACAAUAGACGAAAAAGUAAAAUCUGGAAAAAGUAGUCCGACAGUAGAUGAAAAACUAAAAUCUGGAAAAAGUAGUCCAACAGUAGAGGAAAAACUAAGAUCCGGUAAAAGCAGUCCAUUACAUUUUGAGAAAGACUCUAUCAGAGAUAUUAAAAAAGAUCUUACUGAAAAAGACAAAACUCUUUUACUUGAAAAAGAAAAAUUCGCGUCGGGAAAAAGUUCUCCAGACCGGCCAACAUCCGGAAAAAGUACACCUCUAGAUAUGAGAGAACCGAUUUCAGGGAAAAGCACACCUUUGGAUAUGAAAGAAAUUCCUGAAAAAACUACUAGUGAAAUUAUGGAAAGGCGGCCUUCAGGUACAACAAAUGCCUCAUUAGAUAUCAAAGAAACAACUUCUGGAAAAAGUACACCUUUAGACGUUAAAGAACCGACUUCUGGAAAAAGUACGCCUUUAGACGUAAAAGAAUCGACUUCUGGAAAAAUUACACCUUUAGAUGUAAAAGAACCGACUUCUGGAAAAAGUACACCUUUAGAUGUAAAAGAACCAUUGUCAGGUAAAGAAACUCCAUUAGAUGUAAAAGAGGUAGUUUCUGAUAAAAGUACCAUCGAAAUCAUUGAAAGACGACUAUCCGGUACAAGUACUCCUUUGGAUAUAAAAGAAUCUCUUUCUGGAAAAAGUACUCCUUUAGAUAUGAAAGAUCUAAUAUCUCAUAAAAGCACGCCUGAAAUUAUCGAAAGACGAACCUCCGGUGCAAGUACUCCUUUAGAUAUAAAAGAAUCACUUUCUGGAAAAAGCACACCUUUAGAUGUAAAAGAGCCAACAUCUGGGAAAAGUACACCUUUAGAUAUGAGAGAUCUAGUAUCUCAUAAAAGUACACCUGAAAUUAUCGACAGGCGAACCUCUGAUGCGAGCAUUACCUCGGAAGUAGUAAAGGAACCAACUUCUGAUAAAAGCACUACAGAUAUUAUUGAAAAACGACUUUCUGGUACAAGUACACCCCUAGACGCAAAAGAAAUAAAAUCAGGAAAAAGUAGUCCUGAAAUUAUCGACAGGCGAACUUCCGGCGCGAGCAUUUCCUCAGAAGUAAAGGAACCCAUUACUGAUAAAAGCACUACAGAUAUUAUUGAAAAACGAACUUCCGGUGCAAGUACACCAUUAGAUGAGAAAGAGCCCGUUUCUGAAAAAAGUACACAUGAAAAAAGUGAAAAACGUCCUUCUGGUACAAGUACUGAUUUGGAUGUAAAAGAACCGAUUUCCGGGAAAAGUACACCUUUAGAUGUAAAAGAACCAUUGUCCGGUAAAGAUACACCUUUAGACGUAAAAGAACCAUCGACUUCUGGAAAAAGUACACCUUUAGAUAUGAGAGAUCUAGUAUCUCAUAAAAGUACACCUGAAAUUAUCGACAGGCGAACCUCUGAUGCGAGCAUUACCUCGGAAGUAGUAAAGGAACCAACUUCUGAUAAAAGCACUACAGAUAUUAUUGAAAAACGACUUUCUGGUACAAGUACACCCCUAGACGCAAAAGAAAUAAAAUCAGGAAAAAGUAGUCCUGAAAUUAUCGACAGGCGAACUUCCGGCGCGAGCAUUUCCUCAGAAGUAAAGGAACCCAUUACUGAUAAAAGCACUACAGAUAUUAUUGAAAAACGAACUUCCGGUGCAAGUACACCAUUAGAUGAGAAAGAGCCCGUUUCUGAAAAAAGUACACAUGAAAAAAGUGAAAAACGUCCUUCUGGUACAAGUACUGAUUUGGAUGUAAAAGAACCGAUUUCCGGGAAAAGUACACCUUUAGAUGUAAAAGAACCAUUGUCCGGUAAAGAUACACCUUUAGACGUAAAAGAACCAUCGACUUCUGGAAAAAGUACUCCAUUAGAUUCGAAAGAUCUAGUAUCUCAUAAAAGCACGCCUGAAAUCAUCGACAAACUUUCUUCCGGUACAAGUACUCCUUUAGAUAUAAAAGAAUCUCUUUCUGGAAAAAGUUCACCUUUAGAUGUGAAAGACCCCACGUCUCAUAAAAGUACUCCUGAAAUUAUCGAGAGACGAACUUCUGCAUCAAGUAUUUCUUCAGAAGUAAAGGAUUCUGCUACGGAAGUCACCGAAAGACGACCUUCUGGUACAAGUGCUCCAUUAGACGUAAAAGAAAUAACUUCUGGAAAAAGUACGCCGCUGGAAGUAAAAGAGGAAAUUCCUGGUGAAAGCGCCGCCGGAGAAGUUAUUGAAAGACGACUUUCUAGCGCAAGUACAUCUCUAGAUGUAAAAGAACCAAUUUCCGGAAAGAGUACGCCAUUAGAAGUAAAAGAACCCAUUUCCGGAAAGAGUACGCCAUUAGAAGUAAAAGAACCGAUUUCUGGAAAGAGUACACCAUUAGAUUCCAAGGAGCCAUCGUCCGAUAAAGGUACUUCAUUAGACUUAAAGGAACCAAUGCCUGAAAUGAGUAAAACUGAAACUAUUUUAAAACCAACUUCCGACGCAGUUAUUUUUUCUGACCUGAAAGAGUCUACAUCUGGCAAAAGUACACCCUUAGAAGUGAGAGAACCAGUAUCCGGAAAGAGCACACCUUUAGACGUAAAAGAACCGACUUCUGGAAAAAGUACACCUUUAGAUGUAAAACAAACUUCUGGUCCGAGUGUUUCCACAGAUAAAAAAUCUGGACAAAGUACGCCUACAAACAUCGAAGUAAAAAUUUCUGGAACGAGUACUCCUUUAGAUGCAGAAAUCACAGGUAUAAAAGACGAAAGCGAAGUAAAGACGUUGCCGAGGGAGGAAAUCAGUCGAAGAACGUCGACAUCGUCCGUCAUUUCUCAAGAAGAUUUAAUUUGCCGGAAGGAUUUAAGCAAAAUAGAGGAUUUCCGGCAGAGCUCAUCUGAAAUGUCACCCCUUAAAACGACUUACAUAACUUCACACGGUGAUUCCGAGUCUCUCAUGACGAGUUCGUUUUACGGUAACCUACCGACGGAAGAUGAAAUGAGAGCAGAACAUAUCAAAAACAUGCGUAAAGAAAGAGGAUACGAAUCCUUUACCGAAAUAGGUUCCGACGGAGAGAGAACGCAAAGAUCUUACUUUUACGACACGGAAGAAGAUUUGACAGGGUCUGAUAGAGAUAAAUCUCGUUUUGUGAAGACUUAUUACACGGAAGAUGGUCGCCCGGAAAACUUAGACCGUACUAGAUUCGUUCAAAGAUUUUAUGCGUCUGACAUACCGGAAGAAGAAUCGAGCACCGAUUCCGUGACGAACUGGGGACAACCCAUGAGUUUACCAUCUCCGGCUCCACCCGUGACUCAAAACGGAUUAUCAGACGCCGUUCAUGGAGUAACAACUACGAACACUACCAGCAAGGACACUCCGAAAAAAGAAAAAUUACAAAUGAAAAAGUCUGCCGAUCACAAAGGAUCAGUUAAACAAACGGAAAAACGAGCCGCAUCACUCGGACGUACCAAAACCGGUUCGACCUCUCAUCUAUACUUAGAUUUAACUUACGUGCCCCAUCACGGAAAUUCCUACUACAGCAACGUUGAAUUUUUCAAAAAAGUAAGAGCCAGAUAUUACGUAUUCAGCGGGACCGAACCCAGCAAGGAAGUGUACAAUGCACUAUUGGAAGCCAAACAAACGUGGGAAGACAAAAAAUUGGAGGUGACAAUAAUACCGACCUACGAUACCGACAUAUUAGGAUAUUGGGUAGCCGAAAACGAAGAAACUCUCGCCAAGCAUAAAAUAGAUCUCUCACCAUCGGCUAGCAGGUGUACGAUCAAUUUGCAAGAUCACGAAACUAGCUGUUCUGCAUAUCGAUUGGAAUUUUAG